Messenger RNA from Trichoderma asperellum CBS 433.97, 518 nucleotides. NCBI's taxonomy places the organism in Eukaryota, Fungi, Ascomycota, Sordariomycetes, Hypocreales, Hypocreaceae. The record is from RefSeq and is a predicted model, not a curated record.
UGUUGCUUGUCCUUCUCCAAGCACUCGCUAACACAUAAUCCUAGCCAACAGGGCCCCAUAUGGUCCGCCAGCCUGGUUGUGGCUGACUUUUGGGCCUUGGGAAACGUCGGUACUAAUGUUGCGGCUCAAGAUUACAUUGUUCACAAGCGCCGAGGGAGGGAUACGCAAAUAGCCGUGUAAUCUAGUGAUAGUGUCACAUGAGCACUGCUUCAAAAGGUUGGCUGCACAAGAGAAACACCAGCAGGCACCUGUUGAAGCAAGAGAGAAAGAAACGGGAGGCAAGAAGCUUUGCUUGAAAGAAAGAAAUGAGGGAAGAAAAGGGGAAGAAAAAAGGCUAUAUUGCCUUGUACGCCUUGAGUGACAUGCCUAUGAUGCUCUAUCAGGUACAUGUAUCGGCAUAGGAAUCAUUGGUUACCGUACACAUAUGUACGAGCACUGGUCUCUACCUACCUACGCCAGAUACUCCAACCUCUGGGCUAGCCUGUAUUCUCGAAUGGAAAAACUCGCCUAGCACUCCC